CCCCCUAUCUCUCCUGCCCCCGAGACCUGACCGUACUCUUCUCCCUCCUUUUCCCGACCGCGCCGCGCGAGGCGAUCUCAUCUCCCACGCCGCCGCCGCUGCCUCCAGUCUCCACCCAGGGUUUCGCUCCUCGCGCUGCUGGGGUGCUCCAUGGACAACGUCGUCGUCAUCGGCGAGGAGCGCCCGGAGGAUUGGGCGGGCGAGAACGGCGGAGUCGCCGAGGAGGAUGGAGCGGGGGGUGUGGAGAUCGCCGUGAAGCCAGUGGCGGCGGCUGAGGAGGAGGGCGAUGGUGAUGUGGUGGUGGAGAGCGGGGACGAGGGGGAUGCGCGUGUCGACGUGAAGCGGCCGCACGGCGCGGUGGCGACGCAGGAGGGUGACGGUCAGGAGGCUGGGGGAGAAAAUGGGGGCGAGGAAUCCGUGGGAUUGGAAUCGAACGGCGGGGGUCCGGGAGGCGGUGCGGUGGAGUCGGGUGCGACGCGGACGGGUCGAUCGGUGGUGAGCGAUUACCUAGCGGUGGCGACCCCGAACACCAGAGUGGUGCUGGAGAACGGGCAGCGUGCGGCAGAGGAGUGGGAUGAGGACUCUGAUUCAGCUGAGGGGGUGGAGCGGCAGGAGCCGGCUGGGUUGGAUCGGAGCGAGGAGGUUUUGGGGAAUGGGAGGACUUCGGUGGCAGGUGAUGCUGCCCGGUCAGUUGCCAUUGGUGAUGUAAACGUGGAUGAUCCCUGUGUCGAGAUUGACGUUGAGGAAGACACUGCUGAUGAUGCAAAGCAGGAACGUGUGGAGGAGAAAGCCAUGGCUCAAGCGAUCCAGGGAUAUGUAAAGGAAGCUGUUUUGGCUGGUCGUGCAAAGGAGAGGUUAGAGAAGGACAGGGAAUAUGUUGCUACUCAUGAUCACAAGCCUGGGGUUGCUGCACAAUCUGGGAGUGAGCAUGGAAAUGUAAAGGAAGGUAUUUUAGUGAAUCAAAGCAAAACGCAGCCAGAAAAGAGCAGGGAAGAGAUUGCUUCCCGUCAUAGCAAGCCCGACUUGCACACACAAUCUGGAGCUGAACCUGCUGUUGUCAUCGAGAAUUUGGAUGAUUUGAGCUCCUCAGAUGACGAGAAUACAGCUACCUCUGCCCCCCCUACACAAUCCCCAAGUGGUAGUUCUAUCCCCCCUGCCCAAUCCAGUGGUGCUGCUGCUGGUCAUUCUAAUGGUCCUUCGUUGCCGUCUUGUCCUGCUGGCCUUGGAUCAUCGUCUUCCUUGUCGCAGCCUCCUGCUCGUUCUGUUCAACAGGUCCGUGCCAAUGGACCAGUAGCUGUGGAUAGGGGAAGCCAGCAGGCAACUGAGUCUGCUGGGGACGAUGGAGAUGAGAACGAUGAAAUCCAUGAGAAGCUUCAGAUGAUCCGUGUCAAGUUUUUACGUCUUGCUCACAGGUUUGGGCAAACGCCCCAUAAUAUGGUUGUUUCACAGGUUCUGUACCGGCUUGGACUGGCAGAACAGCUUAGAAGGACUACUGCUCAAGGUGUCUUUAGCUUUGACCGAGCAAGUGAGAUGGCGGAGCGUCUUGAAGCUGCUGGAAAUGAACCCCUUGAUUUUUCUUGCACCAUCUUGGUUCUUGGUAAAACCGGGGUUGGUAAGAGUGCUACCAUUAAUUCGAUUUUUGAUGAUACCAGGUUGGAUACAAAUGCUUUUGAUUCCAGCACUAGAAAAGUGCAAGAAGUAAUUGGUACGGUUGAGGGAGUCAAAGUGAAAGUGAUAGAUACUCCUGGACUUUCAUGCUCAUCUUUAGAACAACACCACAACCAGAAGGUUCUCAACUCUGUGAAGAGGCUUAUCAGCAAGAACCCUCCCGAUAUUGUUCUUUAUUUUGACAGAUUGGAUAUGCAGAGCAGGGACAAUGGUGAUGUCCCUCUUCUGCAAACCAUUACCAAAGUGUUUGGAGCAUCCGCUUGGUUCAAUGCCAUUGUUGUGUUAACUCAUGCUGCAUCUGCGCCACCAGAUGGUCUGAAUGGAAUUCCUCUGAGCUAUGAAAUGUUUGUCACCCAAAGAUCUCAUGUAGUCCAGCAAGCUAUAAGGCAAGCCGCUGGUGAUGUCCGUCUUAUGAAUCCAGUCUCCCUGGUGGAAAACCACUCAGCAUGCAGGACGAAUAGGGCAGGUCAGAGGGUUUUGCCAAAUGGACAAGUCUGGAAGCCACAGCUGCUGUUACUUUGUUUUGCUUCAAAGGUGUUAGCGGAGGCCAAUGUGCUCCUCAAGUUGCAGGAUAGCCCUAUUGGUAAAACUUCUCGUAUGAGGAUUCCGCCGCUGCCUUUCCUUCUCUCCUCACUUCUUCAGUCUCGGGCCCCACUGAAAUUACCAGAGGAGCAAUUUGGUGAUGAUGAUGAUCUUGAAGAUGAUCUGGUAGAUGAUUAUGAUUCAGAUGAUGGCUCAGACUAUGAUGACUUGCCUCCUUUUAAGCGCCUCUCAAAAGCUCAGCUUGCUAAGCUGAACAAUGCACAGAGGAAGGCGUAUCUUGAGGAGCUAGAUUACAGAGAAAAGCUGUUAUACAAGAAACAACUGAAAGAGGAAAGGAUGCGUCGUAGAAUGAUGAAGAAAAUGGCAGCAGAAGCCAGUGCUCGAGCAAAUGAUUUUAGUAACAGCAACCCAGAAUAUGAUUCUAAUACUCCAACCAAUGUCGCGGUGCCUAUGCCUGACAUGAUACUGCCCUCAUCUUUCGAUUCUGAUUAUCCUAGCCAUCGCUACCGUUUUUUGGAUACGCCAAGUGAAUGGCUUGUCAGGCCUGUAUUGGAAACCCAGGGUUGGGAUCAUGAUGUUGGUUAUGAAGGUCUAAAUGUUGAAAGAUUGUUUGCUGUCAAGGGUAAAGUUCCUCUGUCCGUAUCUGGCCAACUAACAAAAGACAAAAAGGAUUGCUCUCUGCAAAUGGAGGUUGCAAGUUCAGUAAAGCAUUCUGAAGGUAAAACUACUUCACUUGGGCUUGAUUUGCAGUCCAUCGGUAAGGAUAUGGCAUACACAAUUCGUGGCGAGUCGAGAUUUAAGAACUUCAGGCGCAAUAACACAGCUGCUGGGAUAUCUGCAACGCUCCUUGGAGAUUCUGUAUCAGCUGGUGUGAAGAUUGAAGACAAAUUGAUAGUGAACAACCAGCUCAGGCUUUUAGUUAGUGGUGGCGCCAUGAGUGGGAGGGGAGAUGUGGCUUAUGGAGGCCGUCUUGAAGCGACAUUGAGAGACAAAGAUUACCCAAUAGGCCGGAUGCUUUCUACUCUUGCGCUGUCUGUUGUGGAUUGGCAUGGGGAUCUGGCAGUUGGCUGCAAUAUCCAGUCUCAGAUUCCUGCUGGAAGAGCUAGCAUCUUGGUUGGUCAUGCAAAUCUAAGCAACAAGGGGUCUGGCCAAGUCGGCAUUCGGCUGAACAGCUCCGAGCAUCUUCAGAUUGCGCUUAUUGCUCUCGUGCCUAUACUAAAAAACAUCAGAAAGCUAUUACAGAAUUACUCUGAGUCCAACUAGUAUUUAUAUAUGCCUGAAAAAACAGUGAGGGCGUCAUAGAUUAAAUACUAGCAUAAACUAGAACUAUGUAUUUAUUUUGUUCUUUCGUUCCCAACUUUGUAACUAUGUUUCUCCUGAGCUCUUUUUGAUGAAGUUGGAGCAGAACACAUCAGUGUUUUCCCCUGAGCUCUGUCUUAUGAAGUUGGAUUGCAGAUUUCA
This is a messenger RNA of Phragmites australis (common reed), 3672 nucleotides long. RefSeq names its product translocase of chloroplast 101, chloroplastic-like. Gene Ontology annotation, cellular component: chloroplast outer membrane. The coding region runs from base 151 to 3474 and encodes 1107 amino acids. The record is from RefSeq and is a predicted model, not a curated record. Gene Ontology annotation, molecular function: GTPase activity; GTP binding. NCBI's taxonomy places the organism in Eukaryota, Viridiplantae, Streptophyta, Magnoliopsida, Poales, Poaceae. Gene Ontology annotation, biological process: protein targeting to chloroplast. The transcript is spliced from 2 exons.